Messenger RNA from Pomacea canaliculata, 1517 nucleotides. RefSeq lists its product as uncharacterized. The record is from RefSeq and is a predicted model, not a curated record. NCBI's taxonomy places the organism in Eukaryota, Metazoa, Mollusca, Gastropoda, Architaenioglossa, Ampullariidae. The transcript is spliced from 5 exons. Bases 540 to 1106 code for a protein of 188 amino acids.
AGUAUUUUAAGUAGGGUUCUAGUAAAAUAGAGUUUUUAAACAUUCUAUAAUUUGAAUGUAUUUGUAAUUUAAAUCUGCUAUCCUACUCUGAAUAUAUUGGUCUUGAAUGGACCUACCUACUUUUUUUCUUGAACCAAUCACCUGAUAUGGUUAUGUUUUUCUGAGCGUUGUAUUAAUGGUUCCUGCGCGUGAGAGAUAUUUUUUGGUUUUGUCUCUAGCGUCUCUGGUGAGAAUCAGAUUCAGAUAUUUAAUUCUUUUACCCAAAAUAUCAUUCAGUUCUGUGCAUCCCAUGCUUUUCAUGCAGUCACCUUCUCGACCUAAUGGUGUGCGAUGCACGAAGUCACGUGAGUGCAAAGGUAAGCAGCCAUAGUUGCCUACGCAACACGUGAUGUCAUACAUCUUUGACGUCACGCACGUAAACUACAGCACGUCAUCACAAACAUUUUGUUUACUUCUGCACAGCAGUGGCUUGUGAAGAGUUCUCCUGUUUGAAGUGUUUCGUUCUCAGCCUUCUGAGUCGUUAGCUUGGGAUAUCAGCCAUGGCGUCGUCCUCGGAUCCCCAGGACAUGCUGAACAUGAUCCCAGAGUUCGUGCCCAAAUCCAACGUCUGGACGAGGAAGCACAAGUACCCACGUACCAUUUACAACACCGACUACAUGGACUGGACCCACCAUCCUCUCUACCCUAAUGAAAAUCUGCUGGCAAGAUACCCAGUGCAGUCCUGUUCCCCGAAAACCACGCUCAGAAUAUUUCGGCCUCUGCCACCCUACGAGAAAGGGGCUGUGGUGGAUCACCAGCUGGACCUGAGAAAGAAGCUGGCUGCCUCAAGGGGUUUGUCAACGCCUGAACCUACUUUACACCUAGGGCACAAACACUUCUCUCUGAAUCCUAUAUGUAAAAGGUUGCGCAAAUACGAUGAUCCCAUACCUCAGCCAUUAGACACAACAAAGAGAAUCUCGUACGUGGACCCGCGUUCUAAGGAAGAUUUCGACAGCAACCAGAACGUCGUGCGCUAUGGUCUCAGUGACCACAACGUCGCACUUGGCAUCGUUCCCUGUACACUGGCCAUUCCUCCAGAACCAGUAAAAGAUACAUCAAACUGCUGAAGGACAAACAAGUGAAGAAACACAGCUGCAUGUACAUCUGGACUAAGAAACACAUGCUAGCCUGGUAAGACCACAAAUGUUUUUCACUUGCUUAAUCAAAUACAAAUUGUAGUAUUUCAAAAUCAACAUUUUCCUCAACUGCAACAGAGAUCACUUCUAUGCUGAGAACUCAAUAAGUUCGUGACAACCAAUCAGUUUUGAGGUUGUUGCCAUAUACUGACUUUACAAUAUCUUGUGUGUGCUGCAAAAUGUUCUGGAAAGAUGCCUUCCAUGUGACCAGUUUCUGAAUGGAGGUUUUCCUAAACAAAGAAAGAAGAUUUUUCUAAGAAAAAUUCAGUUUUUCGAGAUCUUGAUAGUUGUACCUUCAUGAUUAACUUCAAGAAAUAAUAAAUGUGACAACAUGAAACCUUC